AUGUUGACUCUCGGCACACUCAUCUUCUUCGCCAUAGCAGCUGCCAUCGCCCUCGUCGUGAAGACACUAUCUAGACCGCAAAAGGAAAACCUUAUCUCAAGAGCCAUCCCCGCUGCUGCACCCCUCACUCAACCCCUCCCCUCAACAUGGUACAAGUCAGACGACAUCUACGAACUUGAGCGAAGAGCCAUCUUCUCCAAGAAAUGGAUCCUGCUCACUCACAAGAUGCGCUUCGACCAGACCGGCGCCUGGGUCCGAUACGCUGAAGCUGGCUUUGACUUCUUCCUCAUUCGAAAUGCAGAGGGUACCAUCAGGGGCUUUCAUAACAUCUGUCGUCACCGUGCUUUUCCCGUCGUUGUCAAGGAUAAUGGCCAGAACAACGUCUUGUCCUGCAAGUAUCACGGUUGGUCUUACG
Messenger RNA from Fusarium tjaetaba, 415 nucleotides. Its product is annotated as choline monooxygenase. Lineage: Eukaryota; Fungi; Ascomycota; Sordariomycetes; Hypocreales; Nectriaceae. The record is from RefSeq and is a predicted model, not a curated record. The transcript has a single exon. Gene Ontology annotation, molecular function: 2 iron, 2 sulfur cluster binding; iron ion binding. The annotation marks the transcript as partial.